Messenger RNA from Linderina pennispora, 2047 nucleotides. RefSeq lists its product as uncharacterized. NCBI's taxonomy places the organism in Eukaryota, Fungi, Kickxellomycota, Kickxellomycetes, Kickxellales, Kickxellaceae. The transcript has 4 exons. Bases 99 to 1958 code for a protein of 619 amino acids. The record is from RefSeq and is a predicted model, not a curated record.
UAGCCCCUGUUUGGCAAGGCUAGACACCCAUUUCUACUUGUUGUAGCUUCUGCGCUUGCUAAUGCUUUGUACUUUUACCAGCCAUUCACAAACUAAUAAUGUCGUGUUCUGAUGGGUCUCAAUCGGGCCCUGCAUUCGACUCCCCGAGCAGUAACAGCAACCUUGGCCGCCAAGGAGGCAGCAGGAAUGGGGCUUGGGCAGGAGACGCCAGCAGCUCCAGCACUCCUUCGCCUUCAUCUGUGCCGGUGAGCACCCCACCUAGCCAGCAGCAGCCGCAGCGGUUUAGGGGCGAGAUGUCUAUCCUCGAUGUCUCUAUUGUAUCAUUCGCCCAGUACACGUUUGUUAGCCGAGAGCGUGCGAUUAAUGGACCGCAGCCAAUCGAGCCGCCAGUCGAGACUCCCAGGACGGAAAACACAUUAGAGGACACGCUAACCACAAACCUCGUUAUAUCUGGCCAUGCACCAUUGGCACAGGACGAGAGAGUGCGCGAGUUUACGGAGGACCGAGAUAACCGGCGGCUGGCAGUGAUUGCCAAGCGGCUGCUGUUGCCCGACUCGUACAUCGAGGCGUGCUAUGAUCUGCACAGAUUUCUUGCGCUGCAUCCAACGCUGGAGAUCGAGUCUGUGCAGCGCAACCUGUUCAAGUGCUUGAAGGUCUGCGCACGGUUGUCGAAGCUGCCGGGAUACAGCAUCCAGCUCAUGUGGCAAGUGAUUCAGCAGGCUCAUGAACGUGCUGACCAGUUUAUUCCUGAGCGUGCGGCGACUAUCAGGACAUGGUAUUUUAAGAUGACCAACCGUAUACGUCUGAUGGCUGUGUCGCCAGCAUCUGAUGGAUCGGCGCCACCACGUCUACCCUCAGUGCCUCCGCGUGCCCUAGUCGAGAUGCAUGAGCGCGACCGACUGCUGCCACUACCAGAGAUGAAUAUGUCGGCGCUGAACGACAAGCAGUUCGACAAGACCAGUGGCAUUUCGAGUGCUACACAGUAUCUUAAUAGCCCAUCGACAUAUGUUCCGACAUUGCCCCUUACAAGUGGCGAUGGAGAUAAUCAGGAGCCAGUAGAUUCUCUGACUGACGCAUCGCAGUCGACGUCUGAAGGUAACAUGGCGGCAUCAGAUCACACCGACGGACAACAGCCCAUAGCCCGUCCGCAAGAUUCGCCUACAUCGACACAGGAAACCGAAUUGGCGAUUAUUGAGAGCCAGCUGCGUGUGCUGGAGAACUACCCUUCCCACAGACUUGGUCCGAUGAUGCGCGCAGCGUUGAACCUUCUGGUCGAAAUGCGGUUCCGGCUGCAGCUUGGGCUGCCGCGCAAUGCAACCAGCAGCCCUUCUGCUGGUUCAUCCAGCCAAGCCCUGGCCGAUGCGCCGCAAACAGCAGCUACCACCAUACUGCAAAUGCCCAGCUCCCCUUCUGCUGGCGGAAGCGUUGGCUCGCCGAGUGGCUCAUCGUCGCAGAUGAGCACCCUGGUGCAAAAUUACGGCGUUGCAGGUGCGAUCGAUGGCAGGCCAGGGUCGUCUGAUGAAGAGCGUGUGAUCCAGCAUGUGCUGAGCCAAAUUUCAUAUUCACGUCGGCGGGAAAACGAGGGCCGGAUGAUGAUGAUGGCAUCGGCGCUGAGUCGAUUCAGUGCAGCGCGAGCACUCUUGAACAGAAGCCAUACCAUUGGCUCAACUAACACAAUAGAUGAGGGCGAGGACGACGACAGCGGGUCAGUUGUAACGGAGCAACUGCAACCAGAGUAUGCGCAUGGCCGGCGGCGCCGUCGGAGCAGCAGUGGCAGUGAAGGGUACACCUCGCCACCCAUGUCCCAAGGUAGCUAUGAUGACAAUGACAACGGCGAGGACAUUGAUGGCGAUGCAGUGUCUACACGUUCGGCAGCUGACUAUGGUGACAUGACUGAUGACAAUGUAACCGAGUAUCCGCCUGACCAUCACAGGGCCCGUCGCCGGCGCGAGUAUUGAUUGUAUCCAUCGUAUUGCGAGUGCGAAUGUAGAGAGCAAAAUGUAAAUUGGGCUGUGUUUGGAGAGAAAAAUGUGAAUAAAAUGAGGUG